Messenger RNA from Dibothriocephalus latus, 504 nucleotides. The record is from the annotation of a GenBank genome assembly. Lineage: Eukaryota; Metazoa; Platyhelminthes; Cestoda; Diphyllobothriidea; Diphyllobothriidae.
AUGAAUCUGAUUGGCUCAAAUGACAGCCAGACUAGAAAGCCGGUUACUGAGGAAUUUGAAGAGGAUGCAGAGGAGGGCGAGAGGAAGAAGAAGACGAAGGCUUACCGAAAAGGAAGGUCGCAAGCGGCGGAGAAACGCUCGGAUCGCCGCGUGAUGAAAAUGCCGACUUUCCAUACUCCACGCCUUUUCCGACAUAAACCUCGGAGGUCACUGGGACGGACCAGCAGACCCCUGAUCUGGGGGCAGGAGGGCAUAAACCUGUACCUCCGAUUGGGUGCCGUAGUAUUCGGCUUCGGAGUGAUGAUUCUGGAUGGUUUCAGCGUGUCGGACCAAUUUCAGGAGGAGAAUUACAUGAAUUCCUGUCAUAGUGUACUCUGGAUCCCCAAAAAUGUUAUACACUCCAUAUACAUCUUCUGGCAGACGUACUUUCUCUUUAAGUAUCAUCGGGUAAGUGAGAGCAUUAUUGUUAGUUCAGAAUACAUUGUUACAAUUGAUUUCGCCUAG